Messenger RNA from Thamnophis elegans (Western terrestrial garter snake), 585 nucleotides. RefSeq names its product zinc finger protein 664-like. Gene Ontology annotation, cellular component: nucleus. The annotation marks the transcript as partial. Lineage: Eukaryota; Metazoa; Chordata; Lepidosauria; Squamata; Natricidae. The record is from RefSeq and is a predicted model, not a curated record. The transcript has a single exon. Gene Ontology annotation, molecular function: RNA polymerase II cis-regulatory region sequence-specific DNA binding; DNA-binding transcription factor activity, RNA polymerase II-specific. Gene Ontology annotation, biological process: regulation of transcription by RNA polymerase II; central nervous system development.
GUGUUGGUUCAUGGAAGGACCCACAUAGGGGAGGAGCCCUACAUGUGGUCCCAAGGAAUUGAGCUUGGCAACUUGUGAUACAGUAGAGAACUCCCACCAGGGAGAAUCCUGACUGUGAGAAAAGUUUCAGUCUGAACUCCAGCCUGGUAAUAUAUUAAAGGAUGGACACAAAAAGAAAUCAUAUGAAUGUUCUGAUUGCGGGGAAUGUUUCAGCAAGAAUUCCAACCUGUUGAGACACAGAGGACUCACACAGGAGAGAAACCCUUUGAAUGUCCUGAGUGUGGGAAAGGUUUCAGGUACAGGUCCAUCCUGUUGAGGCACCAGAGGACUCACACAGGAGAGAAACCCUUUGAAUGUCCUGACUGUGGGAAAGGUUUCAGUUACAAGUCCAUCCUGUUGACACACCAGAGGACUCACACAGGGGAGAAACCCUUUAAAUGUCCUGACUGUGGGAAAGGUUUCAGUCAGAAUUCCCACCUGGUGAUGCACCAGAGGACUCACACAGGGGAGAAACCUUUCGAAUGUCCUGAUUGUGGGAAAAGUUUCAGUAACAGGUCCGUCCUGUUGAUACACCAGAGGACUCAC